This is a messenger RNA of Cuculus canorus (common cuckoo), 1976 nucleotides long. RefSeq names its product glucagon receptor (gene GCGR). Bases 258 to 1754 code for a protein of 498 amino acids. Gene Ontology annotation, cellular component: plasma membrane. Gene Ontology annotation, biological process: adenylate cyclase-activating G protein-coupled receptor signaling pathway; cell surface receptor signaling pathway. The transcript has 14 exons. Lineage: Eukaryota; Metazoa; Chordata; Aves; Cuculiformes; Cuculidae. The record is from RefSeq and is a predicted model, not a curated record. Gene Ontology annotation, molecular function: glucagon receptor activity; peptide hormone binding.
CCGGUCCCUCCCCCCGCCGCGGUCCCUCCCCCCGGAGCCGCCGCCGCUACGGCAAAAGUUUUCGUAGGAGCGGCCGAUCUCCGCGGUGCCGGUGCCCGCCAGUCCCGAGAUGCGCCCGGGAGCCGCCGCCAGCGCCGCCCUGACAGGGUUGCCCACGCACCAGAGCCCUCACCGUCAGGGAAGAGGAGCCGCCGAGGGCCGGUAGGAAGCCAGGGACCCUGCGCUGCUCCCCAUGCGGCUCACGGCCCAGCAGAGGGAUGUCCCAAACGUGUCUCCUCAGCCUCCUGCUGCUGCUGCUCUGCUGCCAGGGCCCCUCUGCCCAGAUCACAGAUUUCGUCUUCGAGAGCUGGAAGGCGUACAGCGAGGAGUGCCAGCACAACAUAAGCCUCCUGCCCCCGCCCUCAGAGCUGGUCUGUAACCGCACCUUCGACAAGUUCUCCUGCUGGCCCGACACACUGCCCAACAGCACUGCCAGCGUUCCCUGCCCCUGGUUCCUGCCCUGGUACCAGAAAGUGAAGCACAGACAUGUCUUCAAGACCUGUGGGCCAGAUGGGCAGUGGGUGACGGGCCCCCAGGGACAGUCCCUGCGCGAUGCCACGCAGUGCAAGCUCGACGCUGAAGACCUGGAGGCACAGGAAAAAUUCGCCAGGACCUAUGGCACCUUCAAGGUGAUGUACACCGUGGGCUACUCCGUGUCGCUGUGCGCGCUGCUCCUUGCCCUGGCCCUGCUGCUGGGCUUCAGCAAGCUGCACUGCAUGAGGAACUACAUCCACAUGAACCUCUUCGCCUCCUUCAUCCUGAAGGGCGUCUCCGUGCUGGUCAUCGACGCCCUGCUCAAGACCCACUAUAGCGACAAGGUCGACGACUACAAUGUCCACAUCUGGCUGAGCGAUGAGGCAGCCGCGGGCUGCCGGGCAGCCACGGUCUUUAUGCAGUACGGCAUUGUGGCCAACUACUGCUGGCUGCUGGUGGAGGGCAUCUACCUGCACAACCUCCUGGUGGUGGCCGUCUUCUCGGAAAGGAGCUACUUCACCCUAUAUCUGUGCAUUGGUUGGGGAACUCCCGUGCUGUUCCUCAUCCCCUGGGCUGUAGUGAAGUUCCUCUAUGAAAACAUCCAGUGCUGGAGCACCAACAACAACAUGGGCUUCUGGUGGAUCCUUCGCUUCCCCGUGUUCCUGGCCAUCCUGAUCAACUUCUUCAUCUUCAUCCGCAUCAUCCAGAUCCUCGUCUCCAAGCUCCGUGCGCACCAGAUGCGCUACACAGACUACAAGUUCAGGCUGGCCAAGUCCACGCUGACGCUGAUCCCGCUGCUGGGCAUCCACGAGGUGGUCUUCGCCUUUAUCACAGAUGAGCACGCUCAGGGCACCCUGCGCUACAUCAAGCUCUUCUUUGAGCUCUUCAUGAGCUCCUUCCAGGGGAUGCUGGUGGCCAUUCUCUACUGCUUCGUCAACAAGGAGGUGCAAGCUGAGCUACUGAAGAGGUGGCAGCGCUGGAAGCUGGGGAAGGACCUAGCAGAGGAGUACAAGCACACCUACAGCCAUGCGCCCAGUGCCCGCAAUGGUGCCGGCAAUGCCUGUGAGAAGCACCAGUUGGUGAGCGGCUCUGCCAACGGGCUAGGACGCAGCACGGCUGCCGCGCGCCCCGGCACCCACUACCUCGAGAUGACCAGCCGCAGCACCACAGAGCACCUCGCCAUGGGGGACCGGCACCACUGCUACGAGUUCCCCGAGACCACAGCCGAGAGCCACUUCUGAGCCCACAGCUGGAGCAGGCUGUACCCCACUGCCACAGACUGAGUGGGCUGGGGCAGCCGCCACCUCAUUCCCCAGCCUCAUCCUCCUCCGGGCACUGUGUUGGACCCUGAUGCCACGGCGAGGAUGCUGCGCCGUGCCGGACAUGCAUGGGACACGACGUGGCUGGGCCAGCUGUGGGUGAGGCACAUGGCAAGUGGGACCUGGACCUCUGUGGGGAGGGGA